Molecule: messenger RNA, 7381 nt
Organism: Galleria mellonella (greater wax moth)
Lineage: Eukaryota; Metazoa; Arthropoda; Insecta; Lepidoptera; Pyralidae
Gene: Sirt2
Product: NAD-dependent protein deacetylase sirtuin-2-like
Exons: 7
Coding region: 22-1263 (413 amino acids)
Molecular function (GO): NAD+ binding
Source: RefSeq, a predicted model, not a curated record
UAUUUACGACAAUUUCCAAGAAUGCGCGUCGUUUAUCUGUCAGAAAGACCGUGGCGAUAUUGGACAAAGGUUUCAAGUCGCAAUUUAAUAAAUUUUCGUAAAAUGUCUGCUAAUUCUCCUCCCGGAAAGAGUGAUGGAAUCGGUCACCCUGUGGACUCUGCUGUGUCCGCUGUCCCGCCAAAUCCCGUCGAAAGCUUAGGAGCUAGAAUAAGGGAUUUGGAUGUAGAUUCUAUUCGGCGCUACUUGGCCCAAAAACUGGGAUUUUAUGAACCUUCAGAACCAAUAGCGCAAGUUGAAAAAGUCUUAGAUGAAGUUAGUUUGGAUGGUAUUGUCAAGUGGAUUAAAAAUGUUAGAUGCAAAAACAUUAUAACAUUGGCAGGAGCAGGAAUAUCUACAUCGGCCGGGAUACCAGAUUUUCGCAGUCCCGAAACAGGAUUAUAUCACAAUCUGCAAAAGUAUAAUCUUCCUGAACCGCAAGCAAUAUUUGAAAUAAACUUCUUCAGGCAGAAUCCUAAACCAUUCUUCACCCUAGCAAAGGAAUUGUUCCCUGGAAGUUUUAAACCAACUUUAUCACACUACUUUAUUAAGCUUUUGCAUGAUAAAGGUUUACUUCUUCGUCACUACACACAGAAUAUUGACACACUGGAACGUGGUGCUGGCAUUCCAGAGGACAAGAUUGUCGAAGCUCAUGGUACUUUCUACACCUCCCACUGUUUGGAUUGUCGAAAGGAGUAUGGCCUAGAUUUUGUCAAAGAGCGUAUAUUUGCUGACCAAAUUCCUAUAUGCACGGAGUGUCCGGGAGUAGUAAAACCAGACAUAGUGUUCUUCGGUGAGAGUCUACCGGAACGGUUCCAACAGUGCCUACAAGAGGACUUCCAGCAGUGUGACAUGCUCAUCAUCAUGGGCUCAUCCCUUGAAGUACAGCCAUUUGCCUCGCUUAUUGAUAUGGUUCCAGAGUGGUGUCCGCGGCUCCUCAUCAACCGGGAGAGAGCAGGUGUUAGGUCGCCGCUGUUAAGACUAUGGGGUCUCAUGGGCGGAGGGCUGCAGUUCGAUGAAGACGCUAUCCGCGACGUGGCGCGACUUGGGGACUGUGAUGAUGGCUGUCAAGAUCUCGCUGAUAGACUUGGUUGGGGGGACGAACUACGUGCUUUGGUGGCGCGCGAACACGAACGGCUUGACCUUGAAGGUCGCGCGACUGCUCCCCACGUGCCUGUACCAACUGCUGUAGAUCUCCCAGGACCCUCCAUCGAGCCCAAACUAUGAGUAUACCACCUAUAUGAACAUUUAGUAAUGAAGAUAGCACAGUAAGCCUGGGCUUAGCUCUCUUCAACACUUAUAUAUGGUGUUUAAAAAUAUAUUGCAAAUUAUUACAAUUUCUUACAAUUGGUUAAAUUGACAGUGCGGGAUAAAGUCAGGUUACUUGACUGAUUAUAACAAAUUCACUAAGAGUUAACCAUAAUGGUCUUCUCCUCCUUCUAUAAUAGGAUAUUAAUCUACAAGUAAUCAAUUUCGAGUUUUUCCUUUGUUGAGAUGAAAAAAUAUCUAUCCUAUUUAAGAGCUGCCCUCUUGUUGGUGGAGCUCUUGCCACUCACUACGAUUUUUAGCGAGUCUCUUCACCUCUUGAUACGACACGACACCAACUUUUUCCUUGAUGCCAGAUGUAACUGUGCCUUAGUGUCCCAUAAUAAAAAAAUAAUAUGUAAGUAAUUUAUAACACAUUUGUAUCGUGAGUGGGGUUAAAACUGAUUGUACUCUAAAAAUUUGCACUUAAUGUAGAAUUUGUUAUGAUGAGCCAAUUGACGUUUUUUUAUACUGUGAAGAUGGCAAAUAAGCAUACAGCCCGUCUAAUGGUAAACGAGGGUUACCAUUACAUUAUCAGCCAUUAAACAAAAAAAAAGUAUAGUCCCACAUAAAUCAUAGAAAUAAUAUUACUUUACUAUUCUAUAUUUUUAUGAAACACACUGUAUGAGUUUAUUUUUAAUACCACUCUGUAUAACACCUAUGUAGGUCCAUGUUUUUUAGACUUAAGAAAAGGAUAUUUUCGUGCAAUGUUAUAUUGUCCCGCCUGCGCUGUCGGUAUACACUGGCGGGGCACCAGUGAGGGAUGAUAGGUGAAGAUGAAGCAAGUCAGUUUGGCCCAUCAUGUCGAAUUCAAUAGUAAAUCGAUCACGAUGGUUUUCAGGGAAACCGCGAGGAUGUCAACCUGAUUGAGCAUAUUGCUAGCAAGGGGGACAUUUGAUCCUAUUACUAACCCCUCCCCGACAUCAUAGUAAGUAGUAAUUAAAAGAUGUGCGCCUGUCUCCUUCCUACAUAUUAAAUAUGUCAUAAUGUCAUAACGAGUAACAAUUGUUGGGAUUAAAGUUAAGUUGGGAUCAAAAAGUACAUUCUAGCUAUUUUGGUCUGUUACUUGAUACAGCAUUAGCUGUAAGGAAGAAGUCGCAAAUUCAUUUUAUUAAGUAUAUUUUUUAUUCUAUCAAAAAAAAUAUAGGUAUAAAAUUAUUCGAAUAGCACCGAUUUACUAUUGGAAUAUUAAUUCUAAAAUAAUAUUCGAAUACAAGCCCUACUCCCAAUUUAUUUGCAAUAUAUUUUUAAUCACCAUAUAUGUUGUUAUUAUUAUUUUGUUGUUAUAUCUUUAUAUCUACAGACUUAACUCAUAAUUAGUAAGGGUUUGAAAUUAUGAUAUUCUAAUUUAUUUAUAUUGACUAUUAAUACAUGCAUUAAAUACAAUUUUUGUUUAUGACUUGUGUAAUUUAUGUGACAAAUGUUGACGUUUCGUCAAAUAAUAGUAAAUAUCUUUUCUUUUUUCUUUAGUUUUAAAUUUUAUAUCUUGACUGAGUCCUACAUGUAACAACUUUGUAAAUUUGUAACAGUGUAACGAAUUUACAAAGUAGUGAUAACUAUGAUGAGUUUAGCAUAUAUUUACAUUAAAAUGUUUUGUCUGUAGAUAUGAAACACCGUUUAUUUUUAUUAAACUAUACAAUAAUUAAAUUUUCUAAAGUAUACUUAAUAUGAUCAUACAUUUUUAUUUGUCAGUUUUAUUAGUUACUAAAUCGGUAACGACUUGAAACUAGAGUAUAUUGUGAUUGAAAUAUGAUUGACAAGCUUAUGAAAAUAUAUUUGUAUAUAGUAUUGUAUAUAUCAGGAGCUAACUGAUAAAAUUAUAGAAAAUAUUUCAUUUAUAAAUAAGCAAUGGAACAUAGAACGACAUAUAAAAUAUAAUAUAAAAAAAUAAUGAUUGAUGAAUAAUAAGUGACUACUAUUUCAAUUAUAUCAAGCUUUCUAUACGGCAUAAUGGUUUCAACAAAAAAGUAAAAAUGCUGAUAGUAAUUUUUAGUAUGGAUUUACUUUAAUGCAUAAUAAAUGAAGUACACAUAAAAUAAUGACCUAAAUAUAAAUACUGCAACAUUAAUAUAAACGAGCCAAUAUUGUACUUAAGUAUGCGAUCAUUCAAGUAUAUAGUUGAAACAUUUACAUACAUUUUACGGGUUGGUCAUUUUAUUUUAAAUGUUAGAUAAUAAAUAUAAUAGCAAUAUUAGCUAUAAAUAAAAUAUCAUAAUGGUAUAUAUUUUAUUUUCGCCAAAAGUAUAUAUACCAGAGAAUUGCAAUGAAAUUAUGAAGUAGUAAGAAUUAUUUAUACAUUGUCCAAUAUAUAUAAAAUUAUACAUUAUCAGAUUAUCUAAAUUUGGUCCUCGCUACGUAAUGUAUAAUUAUAGUAAUAGUUGAUUGUAUUUAUUUGUGUAAUAAUAGUCUAAUUAUAAUAAUUUAUUUUUAUUGAAAUAGCACGUUUAAUUUUAGUGGGGAAUGUGAUUAGUGUUUUUGAUAUCGGGCUGUCGUCUUUGUGACUUUGAAGUUUUAAUUAAGAAUGUAUUGAAUUGUGAUUUUUUUUUUCUAUUAAAAAAAAAAAUAUAGUGUGAAUAAUGUCAUCAUAGUUACUUGUAUAUUUUUUUUUUUUAAUAUUGUUUUACUUUAGGACAUUAGAUUUUUGUGGUAUCAUGCCCCAAUAAUAAAAAAAUCACGCUUCAAUGUUCUUAGAGAAUAAAGGGAUUAGCUUUGAUCAAAAUAAGAAUAGAAAUGUUAACGUGAUAGAACAUCGUCAAGCUGUCAACUGCAACCGGAGUCUGUUCUGAAGUGCCAUAAAUACCUAUCACCUAAAAAGUGUAUUCAAAGUUAAUAAUUAAGCGAAAGUAUUACGUUACGGAUAAAGAUCAUCAAGAAUUACUUUAUAAUUGAAACCUUGACGAAAGAGUAUUCCUUAAUAAAAGGACGGCAAUAUGUCUGCAAUCUCCCUAAUGUUGCGGGGGUAUCUAUGGGGGGCAGUAGUCACUUACCAUUAGUUGAGCAACAUGCUCGUUUGCCCCCUGUUAUAAAAAAAAUUGUUCAUACUGAUUCUUACAAUAAUAAUUUUCCUGUAAUAUUAAACAAAAAAAUUAAUUUUAGAUAGAAAAAGGAACGCUUCAGAAUUCUAGUGUAAUAUUAACAAAGAUUGGCAUUGCUACUGCAUUAGCGCGUACAUUGAAAACUAGCGCCUCUAGCGGAUGUUUUCGGAAACUUGCAACGGAGUUUACAUCUAUAUGUAUAAACGUCAAGUAUUAGAAAAGUAAAUCUUUGUACGACUCAUAUUGUCCAUUCAGACAGAACCGACUUCACUGAAAACUUCAAGAAUAUUGUUGAUGUAAUUUUUUUUUCAUUUAUGAGUUUCUUCUUGUCGGUACAACUAAUUCAUGCACCUUCUUCCAGCCAGGUCUAUCCCAGGCCAUAUCCUUGACCUCCCCAUACGACAUUACACCUAGUGUUUCUUUUAUCUGUCCCAUGUAGUUAGUAAUUCCUUGGUCGUCCCCUUCCUCUUUUGCCUUCUACUUUUCCUUCUACUAUGCUCUUAAAAAAAUCGUCAUAACGUAUAAGAUGGCCCAGCAUUUUGCCUCUUCUAUUUUCUACUGUUUUAAUUAAUGUUCGUUUCUCAUUCACUCUUUUCAGGACUUUCUCAUUUGUUAGUUUUCUGUCCAGCUUAUUUUGAAUUUUGGUUUUAUUUGUGUUAAUUUUGAAUGACAUUUCCUUAAAAAUUGUAUCCAUAAAAUUUAAUAAUAUUUCUAAAUCUUUACGUGUUUCUGCUAUGUCAUCGGCGAAUCUAAUAAAUUUAAUUACUUCCCAUUGAACUGGACACCUUUAUCUGUAUGUUCUAAAAUUUUUCUUAAAGCUGUCUCUAUAAAUAUGUUAAAUAUGAGUGAAGACAACGAACAACCAUGUCUUACUCCUUGACGAAUUUUUGCUUUUCCUUUCUCCUCUUCUAUCUCUAUUAAUAAUAUAUAAUACUUAAUGUAAAAUUAAAUAGUUAAUGUAAUAAUACUAAAUAAAAUUACCACUUUCCAUCAGAUAGGCCGUCAGCUUGUUUGUCAUUCUAAGUUGCAUAAAAAAUGGACAAACGUCAAAAAUACAAAUAUUAUGUUAUAUAUAUCAUAAUUUUAGCACUAAAUUAAAAUAUUCAACAAAAAACUGAACCACGUUGCGUCAGAAUUGCUUUACAUUUAUUUCUCGAUGGUCCGCACCCAAAUAAUUUACUAAACUGUCAAAUUAAAAAUUUAUUUUAAAAAUUAAUUUAUAGAAUGGUACUCCAAAAUAGGCCCAGCUGUUUUCGUUAGUUCGCAUGAAAAGUAUAUUUACAUCUCUUUUUCAGAUACCUAUAUAGUCAUACCCAUUAUUCAUGACACUAAAGUCUCUUCAAAACCUAUUAUAGCUAUUGAAGUGCUUUGUCACUUUCUUUCAAAUUAAGACUAGCGUAAGAGAAAGACAAAAUAUUUCACUAGCUAAAAUAGGUUUAUUAGAGGUUUGAAGUUUUUAUGAAAAAGGGAGUUAGAGUGGCAGGUAUGCUAGACGUCACAACAUGGCGGCAACUCAGUUCCAUUCUUAUUUUGAUCGCAUUAUAUUUAAGUUUAUAGUUUUCUUAAACGCAUAUAUUCUUAGAAUUUGUAUUCUUUCUUGAUUUUUUUAUACAUAUUUAGAUUAUAAUGAGCUAGUAAAUAUACACGUAUCAAAUGAUGAACUUAUGUAAAAUGUAAAUUUUGAUGCACCAUUUAAAAAUUAUUGUUAUGCGGAAAUAUUCUGCAGUGCAGUGUAUUUAUUUGCUCUUUUUCUAAAUUAACUAUUUAAAAAUAAGGUAGAUACAAUAAUAAUAAUAUGCAGUAAUACAUAAUCAGUUAACAAACCUUUUUAUUCUAGAUAUCUAUUCCUGUUGUUAUGUUGUUACAACAAAUUAUACUUUGCAGCAUAUAUAUAACUAUUGUAUCUACGAUGGUUGCCUACAGCACGAAAACUGUACUAAAUUAACUCAUGACUAUAUAAAAGGGUAGUUAUCAAAUGGUAGAGAAAACUCCAAAUAAAGUAGUGUAUAAUUAGAAAAAAGAUACAUUUCACUUUGGAUAAUCUAGGUGUCAAUUUAAUAGUGUUGUUUCAGAGAUUCAUAUGCGCAACCAACACUAUUCCAAAUUCGAACAAAGUUUCGUGGACAUUUAAAAUUAAAUUCUCAUUUCAAAAUAAAUUUGUCCCAUGAGGCUUUGUAUUUGGAAUAGAAUGUAUUUUCGUACCAUAUUUAAAAUGAAUGUUACUUUUGCCUUAAAAAUUGUAUCAUAGAUCUCAAAUUCAUAACACAAUAUAUACUUAUUUUAUAACCAUUGUAUUUCAAUAAAUGUAUAUUUUAUUAUUUCCUAGUAUUAUCAAUUUGGUUUUAUCAUUUUAAUAUAAAAAUUUCAUUUUAUAUAAAAAUUUAAUCCGAGGCCACUUAUCAAGAAAAGCAAUAAUAAUUCAUGAAGGUUUUUAAUUGAAACAAACAACUAAUAUACAGAUUCACAUCUGUAAUGUAAAUGUAAGCGGCUAUGAGAAACGAAAAAAGUUAAAAGUUUUAUUUAAAGUUCCUAUUUAAUUUAAUCUAAUCAAAAUUAAAGGCCCACAACUAUAUAGUAGUCGCCCGUUUCUGUAUAUUAGCCGCUCCACAUAUCAUUCAAUGGUAAAUACAACCUUACAUGUAGUUGGUUAAUAGCCGUACUCCAUACAAAAAAUUAACGUUUUCCAUUUAUAAUUUCAAUAUGAUGUUGCCUAUAGCCGGCUGCAAAUGGAAAUAAGCUUUCAUUUACUUUCAUUACCUGCUAAACCCUGUGAUUUGAUAUAAUUUUACAUAAUAGCCAGUUCCUAGAUAGUAGGGAUGGUAUCGUUAUUUUAGUAGGUAUCGUUUUACUAGGUAAACUCUAUUACAGAUUUGAUUCAGUGCGCUUAUUUAUCUAUAUAACGUAACAACGUAAAAUGUGACAAUGAGCUUUCGCAACUCGGUAUUUAACAAUCGAUUUUUACAAAUGAAUAUUUUUUAUCAUAAUAUAGUAUCUAGAUGACCGAG